Pomacea canaliculata is the source of this 2740-nucleotide messenger RNA. Its product is annotated as deleted in malignant brain tumors 1 protein-like. Lineage: Eukaryota; Metazoa; Mollusca; Gastropoda; Architaenioglossa; Ampullariidae. The record is from RefSeq and is a predicted model, not a curated record. The transcript is spliced from 15 exons. Gene Ontology annotation, cellular component: membrane. The coding region runs from base 277 to 2649 and encodes 790 amino acids.
UCAGCCAAGUUCGGCUUACUUCCUAUUCUGUUUGGUUACCUGCGGUGUGUGGGGCACGAAACCAGCCUGGCGCAGUGUCAACACUCGGGGCUCUACAGACACGACUGUGAACACAGGGAGGAUGUCGGCGUCGUGUGCAACUUCUCUCAACAGUUAAGAGCUCGUGUGGUCAAUGGCACAGCGGAGGCGGGACGUCUGGAAAUAUUUUACGAUCGAGCUUGGAACACAGUGUGUGAUGACAAUUUCGGAAAGAAAGAAGCUUUGGUAGCCUGCAGAAUGUUAGGAUUCAACAGUACAACAGCAGUAGCUGUGGGGUCAGCCAAGUACGGAGCAGGCUCUGGUCCUAUUCUGUUCAGUCACCUUCAGUGUGUGGGGAAUGAAACCAGCCUGGCGCAGUGUCAACACUCGGGGCUCUACAGACACAACUGUGGACACUGGGAGGAUGUCGGCGUCGCGUGCAACAUUACUGACCAGAUGACAGCGCGUCUGUCUGGCGGGACUUCACAGGCAGGACGUCUAGAGAUAUUUUUCACCGGAGAAUGGAGCACAGUGUGUGUCAAGCAAUUUGGACAGGAAGAGGCUGAGGUAGCUUGCAGGAUGCUAGGAUUCCAAAGCAGCGGAGCAGUAGCUGUCAGCCCCCUUAGAUAUGGACAAGGUUCAGGCCACAUUCUGCUUAAUAUGGUGAUCUGCCAUGGAACAGAAACCAGUCUAGAACAAUGUCGGCAUGACAUCCUGUACACCAUUGACUGUGAUCACUCAGAGGACGUAGGCGUCGUCUGUAACAUCACUGAGCAGAUGUCAGCUCGUGUACUUAACGGAACGUCAGAUGCAGGACGUCUAGAGAUAUUUUUUAACAGAGAAUGGAGCACGGUGUGUAACAGAGGAUUUGGACAAAGAGAGGCGAGGGCAGCCUGCAAGAUGCUGGGAUUCCACAGCAACGAAGCUGUGGCUGUAAGUUCAGCGAGAUACGGACAAGGGUCAGACCACAUUCUCCUUCAAGACGUGGUGUGUAAAGGACAUGAGACCAGUCUGGAAGAGUGUCAACACAAUGUGUUAUACGGCGGCAGCUGUUCUCAUUCUGAGGAUAUCGGUAUCAUCUGCAAUAUUAGUGAGCCGAUGACUGCACGUCUGGUUAACGGGACGUCAGAAGCUGGGCGUCUUGAGAUCUUUUUCAACCGAGAAUGGAGCACAGUGUGUGGUGUGAGAUUUGGAAAGAGUGAGGCUCGGGUGUCCUGCAGAAUGCUAGGAUUUAACAGCAAUGAAGCUGUUGCUGUAAGUUCAGCGAGAUACGGACAAGGGUCAGACCACAUUCUCCUUCAAGACGUGGUGUGUAAAGGGAAUGAAACCAGUCUGGAAGAGUGCCAACACAGUGUGUUAUACGGCGGCAACUGUUCUCAUUCUGAAGAUAUUGGUAUCAUCUGUAAUAUCAGUGAGCCGAUGACUGCACGUCUGGUUAACGGGACGUCAGAAGCUGGGCGUCUUGAGAUCUUUUUCAACCGAGAAUGGAGCACAGUGUGUGGUGUGAGAUUUGGAAAGAGUGAGGCUCGGGUGUCCUGCAGAAUGCUAGGAUUUAACAGCACCGGCGCAGUAGCUGUGAGUUCAGACAGAUAUGGUCAAGGAACAGGGUACAUUCUUGACGCUGGCCGUUGUAAUGGAACGGAAGACAGUCUAGUACAUUGCAACCAUCAGGGUUUCUAUACCAGCGACUGUGACUACUUGAAGGAUGUCGGCGUCAUCUGUAACAUCAAUCGUGACAAGAUACGUUUAACUGGAAUGCCUCGUGCUAAACUCAACAUGGGUCGUGUGGAGAUGAAGGUUGGCAGUGAGUGGCAAACAGUGUGUGUCUCCGACGACAUGACUGCCAGAGUUAUCUGCCGAGAGCUCGGAUUUUCAAGAAGCACAGGAGUGUUAUUGGAAGGAUGGCCACCCGGAGCAAGACAGAAUGCUUUACUGAUGAAAUUUGCAUGUAGUGGCGAUGAGAGCAGUGUCUUUGACUGCAACCAGAGAUCAUUCGGAAUAGAAAAUGUCUGUAAAAACUCGGACGUUGACUGCAGUGAAUCACCUUCUGUUUAUAUUAUGCCCGACAAAGAAACGUACCCGAUGACGGAGGGAAAAAAUAUAGUUCUAAAAUGUUGGAUCUUAUACAAAUAUCAACCAGCGAAUGAAUAUACCUGGACAGAGACAGCAAAUGGUCAACCGUCUGGUGCCGAUCUAAUUUUUGACAAUCUGACCAGAAGCCACAAUGGACGCCGUGUGAAAUGCACGGCCAGCUUUACAGUCGAUGGUCAAAAUAUUCGCGUGUCCAGUGAGGCGCUGGUACUGCAGGUGUAUUAUAAACCUCUCAUAAGAGUAACUCGCACUGACAGCGUGACAACAUCACAGCAGAAUUAUAUGGAUCCUUCAAAAAUAACACCAGGAGCAAAUAUUAUACUUUGGUGUGAAGCUGACAGCAAUCCCCCUCCUGAGUCCAUCACGUGGUCUGGUAGAGUAAACAGUACUACUGGACAAUUACAGAUCACAGCCGCGAAUCAUAGGAGACACACUGGUGUCUACACCUGUACAGUGGUCACUAAAACAACUGAUGAGGAAGAAGAACCUUUUUCACUGAAGUCGUCCUAUGAGAUGACAGUCGUCGUUGAAGGUUGUUAAAAAUUCACUUCCUAAGCAAAAUAUUCUGUCAGUAAACUAUAUUUUGUUUCUUUGCACUGUAUAUCUUAGUUUUAGUGAAAACAAAAACAAA